Molecule: messenger RNA, 1783 nt
Organism: Musa acuminata AAA Group (dessert banana)
Lineage: Eukaryota; Viridiplantae; Streptophyta; Magnoliopsida; Zingiberales; Musaceae
Product: myb family transcription factor PHL11-like
Exons: 5
Coding region: 623-1579 (318 amino acids)
Molecular function (GO): DNA-binding transcription factor activity; DNA binding
Source: RefSeq, a predicted model, not a curated record
GUGGGACCCUCCCACAACUGUUCGGUGGCCAGCGAAAACAAACGCUGGAGAAGAGAGAAAGGAGACUGAUCAAAGGCUGCAGAGGAUGGCGCCGACUGGUGAUGACGACGAGGGAGCGGGAAUGGAAUAUUCCCAGCCCCGCCAAAGACGUCGCCUUGCUUUCCGCAAAGGGCCCUCGCGGGCCCACGCCGACAUGGCGCGCUCGGGUGCAUGGCGGCACGAAUCUUCCACUUCCCGGUCUCGGCGGCGAAUAUGCCGGCCCCCUCUCUGCCGUCCGCACGCGGCGCCCGCCUCACGUGCUCUCGCUUGUGCUCCUCCGCGGGAUCGCCGUAGCCACCGACGCUUCUCGGGGGCCAAGCGCCAAAAUCUCUCCUUUUCCGCUGGUGUUGACGUGCUCCGCGGUGCAGUGGAAUGUCCGAAUCCCUCGGUGCGGUGGACGAAGUCGACAUCUCUCACUCGUUUGAAAGGGAAAGACUUUUGAUGUCUUUAUACUGCUUUCAUUUCUUUCUUCGCUUCUCUUAUCGUGUUGCGGGUUGUCAGAUUCGUCGCCGAGAAUCCUCCGGGAGUUCUUCUGCUCUCUCACUCUCUAUUCUCCACACGAACACACUCGCAUACAUUCGUCAUGAGGUUCGAGGAUGGGAUGAUGAGGCACCACCGCACGCGAUCGGCAGGAGCAGAAGCAUCAGCCUACGAAGCUGCAGGGGCGACGCUGUCGAGAGAUCCCAAGCCUCGACUGAGAUGGACGCCCGAACUCCAUGACCGGUUUGUGGACGCCGUCGCCAAGCUCGGUGGACCAGACACAUUUGGCACCGGUGCCGCUUUGUCGUUCCUGAUCGCCGACGUGAAAAUUUCCGCAGAGGCGACACCGAAAUCGGUGCUUAGAUUAAUGGGCAUGAAGGGAUUGACGCUGUACCAUCUGAAGAGUCACUUGCAGAAAUAUAGACUUGGACGGCAAACUGGACGAGAGACGAAGGCGGAAACCUCCAGCAAAGGAAGCAACCCAGCCGACACGAGCUAUUCCGCUGAUAGCAGUGUCUUCGGAGGACCAGAAUCCGUAGGAGGAACUCCACUUGCUGAGGCAAUACGGUAUCAGUUGGAAGUGCAGAGGAAGAUGAACGAGCAACUUGAGGUAAAGACCACUGGCACCAUUCAGCAGUGUUACCUCAUCGGAUUCUCAAGGAAAGAACACGCAUGGCAGGUACAAAAGAAGCUGCAAACGAGAAUCGAGGCUCAAGGAAGAUACUUGCAAGCGAUAUUAGAGAAAGCCCUCAACAGUCUGUCCCUCGACAUGAACGCCUCUGCUAGCGUGGAAGCAACCAGCAGCUCCCAGCUCACAGAUUGCAAUCUGGCACUUUCAGGCUCGAUGGACGAUGCAACCAAAAACUCGACCUCGCUCAAGAGGAGUGACACUUCAGCCUUUCAGCUUCACCGGGAGGGAAGACAGGAGCACGAGGACAGCAAUCUCGGCAACGAUGCAGGCACAGUCCUCUUGGAUCUGAAUGCAAAAGGAAGCGACCAACUGUUUGGUGUUGCCGGUGGAAGCGAGUUGAGUCUGCGAAUCCAACCACAGGGAAUAUAGGUGGUCAACUGCCACUAACUGGUAACGGUGUUCAAAAAUCCUGGGCUCGAAUUCUGUCUUCGUCAAAAUAAAGCUCCAUUCAUGUCAAGAAAAUUGCAGUGCAGACAGAUAAAAAUAGUUAUGAUGGGAUUCUGCAAUUUUGAUUGUGUUAAUCUUACAACACAAACUUCUCUGAUCAAUGGACUCCACCUAUUCCAAUUUUGA